GGGCGGAAAUGGGGGCGGAGGGAGACGUCGACUUCCGGAUGCGCAGCCCGAUACAAGAUGGCUGCCACUAAGCGGGUCUUAUAUGUGGGCGGCCUUGCAGAGGAGGUGGAUGAGAAGGUCCUUCAUGCUGCUUUUAUUCCCUUUGGAGACAUCACAGACAUUCAGAUACCGCUGGAUUAUGAAACAGAAAAACAUCGAGGAUUUGCAUUUGUUGAAUUCGAGUUGGCAGAGGACGCUGCAGCAGCUAUUGAUAACAUGAAUGAGUCUGAGCUCUUUGGAAGGACAAUUCGCGUCAAUUUGGCCAAGCCCAUGAAAAUCAAAGAAGGCUCUUCCAGACCGGUGUGGUCAGAUGAUGAGUGGUUGAAGAAAUUUUCUGGGAAGACACUUGAGGAGAAUAAAGAGGAAGGAGCAUCAGAGACUCCCAAAUCAGAAGCCCAGGAGGGAGAGCCUCCAGUCAAAAAGGCGAGAGCCAAUCCUCAAGUGUACAUGGAUAUCAAGAUUGGAAACAAACCUGCCGGCCGAAUCCAAAUGCUUUUGCGUUCCGAUAUUGUCCCCAUGACAGUAGAGAAUUUCCGUUGUCUGUGUACCCACGAGAAGGGCUUUGGCUUCAAAGGAAGCAGUUUCCAUCGCAUCAUCCCACAGUUCAUGUGCCAGGCCGGGGAUUUCACCAACCACAAUGGCAGUGGAGGCAAAUCCAUUUACGGGAAGAAGUUCGAUGAUGAGAACUUUAUUCUGAAACACACAGGGCCAGGGCUGCUCUCCAUGGCCAAUUCUGGCCCAAACACCAACGGCUCCCAGUUCUUCAUCACUUGUGACAAGACAGACUGGCUCGAUGGAAAGCACGUGGUCUUUGGGGAAGUCACUGAAGGCAUGGACGUUGUACAGAAGAUUGAGGCUCAAGGCAGCAAAGAUGGGAAGCCGAAACAGAAAGUGAUCAUCUCAGACUGUGGCGAGUACGUGUGAGGGGCUCUCUUCUUUCUCCUCCUGGACUCCCAGCUGAGUCGCACCGGCACAAGCGAGAAGGAAACGUCUGAGACGCCUGGUUGGAAAGGGCCUUGUCCUGUCUGGUGAAGGACGGCCCAAAGCGUGGCGGCCUCGUGGGCCUCCUCGUGAGUGAGCACUUUACUGCGGUCUGCCUGUGGAGACCUGGAGACCUUCAGGAAAUUAAGGGGAGAAGAUUGCGGAUGGAUUUCGUGACUCCUUGGGUCAGGAGCCCUCCUACUCGGGGUCUGUUCUGGUCCUGCAAGUGUUGUUUUUGUGUCAUUUUUAUUGUGUAAAAAUAAAUUCUAAUUUUUCUA
Molecule: messenger RNA, 1298 nt
Organism: Vombatus ursinus (common wombat)
Lineage: Eukaryota; Metazoa; Chordata; Mammalia; Diprotodontia; Vombatidae
Gene: PPIE
Product: peptidylprolyl isomerase E
Exons: 10
Coding region: 58-963 (301 amino acids)
Biological process (GO): protein peptidyl-prolyl isomerization; protein folding
Cellular component (GO): intracellular membrane-bounded organelle
Molecular function (GO): RNA binding; peptidyl-prolyl cis-trans isomerase activity
Source: RefSeq, a predicted model, not a curated record